Molecule: messenger RNA, 1103 nt
Organism: Brassica rapa (field mustard)
Lineage: Eukaryota; Viridiplantae; Streptophyta; Magnoliopsida; Brassicales; Brassicaceae
Product: probable 3-beta-hydroxysteroid-Delta(8),Delta(7)-isomerase
Biological process (GO): sterol biosynthetic process
Cellular component (GO): membrane; endoplasmic reticulum
Molecular function (GO): steroid Delta-isomerase activity; cholestenol delta-isomerase activity; C-8 sterol isomerase activity
Source: RefSeq, a predicted model, not a curated record
ACAAAUUUAAUGGGCUAAAAGCCCAAACGAAGCUCCAAAUGGAUCUUCAGCUCCUUUUACUUCUCUAUAUUUCAGCUUAUGAUUUACUCCUCUGUUGUUGCGCGCGCGCACACAAAAAAAAAGAAAAAUUACAAACACUAGUUCUCUGAAUUAUCCAAAAUAUAAAUUGGGCAGGCAAUGCUGAAAGUGAUACAGAUUCAAACAGCCAAUCAAAGUGACAGCAAUGGAGGAAGCGGCAGGCGCAUCCAUACGUUCCGAAAGAUCUGAAACUGCCGGGAUACGUACCAAUCUCCAUGUCCAUGUCAUGUCCAUCCUCUCUGUCUACCUCGCUUCUUCCCUCUUCGUCGUCACCCUCGUCUGGUUCCUCUUUGGGAGAAAGAAAGGGAAGCUUGAGAAAUUGCUAAUGUGCUGGUGGGCAUUCUCCGGUCUCACUCACUUGGUUCUUGAAGGCUAUUUCGUUUUCUCCCCUGAGUUUUUCAAGGACAACACUUCCUGUUACCUCGCUCAAGUCUGGAAAGAAUACAGCAAAGGUGAUUCGAGAUACGCAGGCAGAGACUCCGCAGUGAUAGCUGUUGAAGGGAUCACUGCUGUUAUAGAAGGCCCUGCUUCUCUUCUUGCUGUAUAUGCUAUUGCUAAGGGGAAGACGUACAGCUAUGUGCUUCAGCUUGCGAUUUCUCUUGGUCAGCUCUACGGAUGUCUUGUCUAUUUCAUUACUGCUUUCUUGGAAGGAGAUAACUUUGCGACAAGCUCUUUCUACUAUUACUCUUACUACAUUGGAGCUAAUGGAUGGUGGGUCUUGAUACCUUUACUCAUUUCUUACCGUUGCUGGAACAAGAUUUGUGAAGCUGCUACCAAUGGGGUGGAGACAAAGAUGAAGAAGAAAAUCCGUUGAAUGCUACUCUUUCCAAAGUUCUUAGUCCUUAUCAUCUCUUUUUGUAGUUUUGAUCUUUGCUCGGUUUUCUACAAAGCUGUUCUUCAGUCAGGUUCCUUGUAAACUUGUGUUCUGCAAUUGUAAUUGGUUUCAUGUUUAAUGAUGUUAUAACAUUGAGCAAGGGGCAUAAACACAUGCCUCCUACAAAAGAUAGUUUAUCCAUUUUCAUUUA